Laetiporus sulphureus 93-53 is the source of this 411-nucleotide messenger RNA. RefSeq names its product actin depolymerizing factor. Gene Ontology annotation, cellular component: actin cortical patch; cytoplasm; actin cytoskeleton. The record is from RefSeq and is a predicted model, not a curated record. Lineage: Eukaryota; Fungi; Basidiomycota; Agaricomycetes; Polyporales; Laetiporaceae. The annotation marks the transcript as partial. Gene Ontology annotation, molecular function: actin filament binding. Gene Ontology annotation, biological process: actin filament depolymerization; cell motility; actin filament severing. The transcript is spliced from 3 exons.
UCUGGCGUUGGCGUCGGCCCCGAUUGCAUGACCGCAUACCAGAGCCUCAAGCUGGGCAAGAAAAUCAAGUACAUCAUCUUCACGCUGAACAAGGACAACACGGAGAUUGUCGUCGAGAAGCAGUCCGAGUCGCACAAUUACGAGGAUUUCCUCGCCGACCUCCCCGAGAACGAGCCCAGAUGGGCGAUCUACGAUUUCGAGUACGAAAAGGAGGGUGCGGGCAAGAGGAACAAGAUCACUUUCUUCUCCUGGUCGCCUGACGACUCAAAGAUCAAGCAGAAGAUGUUGUUUGCAUCGUCGAAGGAUGCGCUCCGACGCUCGCUAGUGGGUGUUGCGGCCGAGAUCCAGGGUACGGACUAUAGCGAGGUGGCAUAUGAGAGCGUGCUGGACAAGGUAUCCCGGGGGGCCUAA